Molecule: messenger RNA, 351 nt
Organism: Haemonchus placei
Lineage: Eukaryota; Metazoa; Nematoda; Chromadorea; Rhabditida; Trichostrongylidae
Source: the annotation of a GenBank genome assembly
UUAUAUCUGCUCUGAUGAACUUGGACCGAACGCGGCGCACUCGGGCGGAGGAGGUUUGAAGUAGCGUUGACAGAGCACUUUCUGCAGUGACCGUUCAGCUUCUUUUUCCCGAACACUGUUGAUCAGAAUCCAAGGGACCCACGUCACUUCAGGUGCCCUACUAUUUUGAAUCCGCCCGUGAUGAGACAUAAGACUACGGCCCAAAUCGGACUGAGCGCACUUUGCUAUUUGGUCGCUUGUGGCGCGAGAUUUCAAUGCAUCAUUGCUGAUACAUGAAGCCACAGAAUCGUUGAAUGCAGCACCUCCUUGAAUGCAACCUAUCAACUCCAGAUGAUCAUCGACAUCAGGUAA